AUCACCUCAUCCCACACCUCACUCCACUGCUUGCGCACACAGCCACCUCGCGCUAGAAUAACAGCAUUAGCCGAAGCACCACCACACACACGGAUAGGGCGCGGGAGCUCGCGGUCCCCACUCCUUGGCCUUCCACGACUCCGCUGACAUAUCAUCGGCUCUCCCUAUACCAUACUACACCACACCACACCACGCCACACUCGGACUGCUCUGUACGGCAGCGGGAGUGAGCGAGUACAUGUUCGGUACGGCAAUGGCAUGACGGCUCUCACAGCCUCGCGACAAAACUCGCCCAGCAUGCCCUCCGCCUCCUCCGAGACUGGCAGCACGAAGCGGGUCUUCAGCAGCGCCAGCAAGCACUCGGCCAACGGAUCCCACACCACCGGCCAGAAGAUCAAGAACUUUUUCCGCCUUCCCAGCAAGACGCAUAAUAGCAAUGCCUCCGACUCGGAAAAGGCGUCUCUAGGUGACGGGCAGCACGAUGGGGCCCGCACACCUCAGUCGACCACGAACAACAAAAGCAGUCUGCGGAGCAGCCGCUUCUUGCCUCAUAUCGGUCGGAGUAGGAGCACAACCGUGGCGAGUGAAGGAAAUCCACUCGAUGACGGGAUGAGUCCCACAGCGCACGCCAAUCCAUACUUCCAACACCAGGGCCCGCCAGCACUGCGCCACCAUGACGAUAACAGCAUUCCGCCCUCCCCUCCUGAUACACCGCAGAUGUCGAGGAAAAUGUCACCGGGAACUGCUCAAAAGGACGCCAAUGGCACAAGCGGGAAAGAGGAGUUGGCAAGGAAGCUACGCAGAGUUGCGAGUGCUCCUAAUGCCCAGGGACUCUUCAGCAAGGGCAAGGGAGGCAGCGGAGACAGCAGGCCAGAGACAGCGGAGGAUUCGGAUACGCCGCUGCCGAAGAUGAACGGCAUCGCCUCUCAUAGCAAUGCCAGUGCUUUGAGCAUGGUAGAGACAGUUCCCUCGAACGGCGACCUACUCCCCGUGCCUGGCAUCAAUGGCGCCAUCACUCCUGGCAAGCUACACAACAGCAUCGCCUUCAGAAGGACCUAUAGUAGUAACAGUAUCAAGGUCCGGACUGUGGAGGUCGGACCCAGCAGCUUUGACAAGAUCAAGCUCAUCGGCAAAGGUGAUGUGGGUAAAGUGUAUCUGGUCAGGGAGAAGAAGAGCGCCAGAUUAUAUGCUAUGAAGGUCCUUUCGAAGAAGGAGAUGAUCAAGCGCAACAAGAUCAAGCGCGCGCUCGCUGAACAGGAAAUCCUGGCAACGAGUAAUCACCCAUUUAUUGUAACAUUGUACCACUCCUUCCAGUCCGAGGAUCAUCUAUACCUUUGCAUGGAGUAUUGCAGCGGAGGAGAGUUCUUCCGAGCCUUGCAAACGCGCCCGAACAAGUGUGUCGAUGAGGACGCGGCACGAUUCUAUGCAGCUGAAGUCACUGCUGCGCUGGAGUACUUGCACCUGAUGGGAUUCAUUUACAGAGAUUUGAAACCUGAGAAUAUCCUUUUGCAUCAAUCUGGGCACAUAAUGCUUAGCGACUUCGAUUUGUCCAAGCAAUCAGAUCCAGGUGGAGGACCAGUUAUGAUCAUGGGCGGUGGCCGAGGCGCCAGUGGCGGCAUCUCCAGUCGCCCGGACCCCAGCAACAUGCCCACGAUCGACACGAAGAGCUGCAUUGCCAAUUUCCGUACAAACUCAUUUGUCGGUACGGAAGAGUACAUUGCACCAGAAGUGAUUAAAGGUUGCGGACAUACGAGUGCAGUGGAUUGGUGGACGCUCGGCAUCCUGAUCUACGAGAUGCUGUUCGGAACAACACCUUUUAAGGGCAAGAACAGGAACGCUACCUUUGCGAAUAUUCUUCGCGAUGAAGUGCCAUUCCCAGAAGGCUCUGGGUCGCAGACUACCUCCAAUCUCUGCAAGUCUUUGAUCCGUAAACUUUUGAUCAAGGAUGAACUACGCCGCCUAGGCUCUCGUGCUGGCGCCUCUGAUGUCAAGGCGCAUCCUUUCUUUCGCACAACUACAUGGGCGUUACUGCGACACUCGAAACCUCCCAUUAUUCCAAAUCAAGGCCGUGGUGUGGAUACUGUCAACUUCAGGAAUGUGAAGGAGUCUCACAGUAUAGACUUGGGUAGUGGACCUGCGGGUCCGAACAAAGGCUUCGGUGUAGCUGCGAGCAAGAUGAAGGGUGUGCCUCUGGAUUCUGGACUCGAAACUCCAGGUGGAGAGAUUGCAGAUCCAUUCGAGGAGUUCAACAGUGUGACCUUGCACCACGAAGGAGACGAAUCGCAUCAUCAGCACGAAGAGUCCAAUGGCCAUCGGUAACCUUGGCGCUCGCAGACCAUGUGCACGCGAACACAUGGACUGGCCGGAACGAGGUCGACCAUCACAAACAUGCUUAUUGAUAGCAUGAUAGCAUUCAUAGAGCUGAGAGAUGGGCGUUUGUGGAGCCAUCGACUCCCGGAUAAUGUAAAUAUUGCAUACGGAUAGGAGUUUGGGCAGGCUGCAUUGGAAUGAAUUGUGGAUGCAAGACUACUGGUCAGGCCCAGCAGCAGGACCGAAAAGUGAGCUGCUCUGAACAGUGCUAUUGAUGAAUGAUGCGAAUGAAAGUAGUCUAUAUCACUUGAUUUUGUUCUGUCU
Messenger RNA from Sphaerulina musiva SO2202, 2634 nucleotides. RefSeq names its product serine/threonine-protein kinase ppk14. Gene Ontology annotation, molecular function: protein serine/threonine kinase activity; ATP binding. Gene Ontology annotation, cellular component: cytoplasm; nucleus; plasma membrane. Gene Ontology annotation, biological process: protein phosphorylation. The record is from RefSeq and is a predicted model, not a curated record. NCBI's taxonomy places the organism in Eukaryota, Fungi, Ascomycota, Dothideomycetes, Mycosphaerellales, Mycosphaerellaceae. The coding region runs from base 259 to 2319 and encodes 686 amino acids. The transcript has 4 exons.